This is a messenger RNA of Klebsormidium nitens, 1314 nucleotides long. The record is from the annotation of a GenBank genome assembly. NCBI's taxonomy places the organism in Eukaryota, Viridiplantae, Streptophyta, Klebsormidiophyceae, Klebsormidiales, Klebsormidiaceae.
CGUGGUGUCCUCAGAUUGUUCAUCCUUUAAAGUCUCCAUAUUUAGAAAAGUCAAGUGCUGCUGUCGAUCACCAAGAUCCUCCGAGUCCCAGUCGUGACGAGACGAGAGAAGAGAGAGAGAGGAGAGAAAGCGAGUCUUGGCAGCAGAUUGAACUUGUGGCCGCUUCGUGACGCAAUUUUCACCAUGGCUUCUUCCGUCACCGCAUCCGCUCUCUCCUGCGUCAGCUCGUUCGCUGUCAGGUCCACCUCUGAGCGCAAGGCCUCUGCCUCAGCCCCUAGCAUUGCUAUCCCUCUCUCUGGCGCCCGUGCCACUCUCCCUUCUUUCUCAGGGUUGAAGAGAUCCGCAGCAUUGAAGCAGAAGAAUGUGCCUGCAUGCAAGAGAGUGACCAAGGUCGCUGCUGCCAAGGGAAACGGAUCUGCAUUGGCCACGGUCAACGAAGCUGCCUCAGGACUGCCGCUGGUGGGAAAUGUGGCACCUGACUUCGAGGCUGAGGCCGUGUAUGACCAGGAGUUCAUCAAGGUGCGGCUGUCUGACUACCAGAAGCAAAAGAAGUACGUUGUCCUCUUCUUCUACCCCCUCGACUUCACCUUUGUCUGCCCCACCGAGAUCACUGCCUUCAGCGAUAGACACAGCGAGUUUGCGGCCGUCAACACUGAGGUCCUGGGCGUCUCCGUAGACUCUGUGUACUCCCACCUUGCCUGGAUCCAGACGGACCGCAAGGCGGGCGGCCUUGGUGACCUGAACUACCCUCUAGUUGCUGACCUCACCAAGGAGAUUGCGAAGGCGUACAACGUGCUCAUUGGCGAUGUGGGCGCUGCGCUGCGUGGUCUGUUCAUCAUUGACCCCCAGGGCGUCAUCCAGCACGCCACCAUCAACAACCUGGCCAUCGGACGGAGCGUUGACGAGACCCUGCGGACACUCCAGGCGGUGCAAUACGUGCAAGACAAUCCCGACGAAGUGUGCCCAGCGGGCUGGAAGCCUGGCGCCGCCACCAUGAAGCCCGACCCCAAGGGCAGCAAGGACUACUUUGCCGCCAUCUAGGAUGUUCGCCAAUAACAUGAACCAGCAGUUGGCGGAUGUAUAGCAGUCGGACAGAACAGUCAAAUUAAAAGCCUCUUGUGCUUACGAAUCAUCUGGCCUGUGCAAGGCAACCAAAGAGCUCAGCGCAACAAUGUAUAUUGACAUGCAUCAAUGGCGCCAAGCCCAAAAUCCAAUGUUGAAAUCGUAAACCGGCAGCAGUAAUGUUUGUUCAAUGGUGCUGACCAACUUGGAUCCACAUGCAUAGUCUAGCCCUGAUUUCAAUGAGUCUGCGAU